UAGGCGAGAACCUGUUGACUUCUCCUGAUUCUUCUCCCGGACAAUGUCGGAAUCGGAGGCAAGUGGCCAUGUGCAGACGAUCCAGCAAAGAACUUCCAGUCCAGCACAUUCCUCAUCUACAGAUGACGAGCCAUCAUCUCCGGGCAGCACUUUGGGGGGCCAUUCCCCAGAAGCACCCCCUCGAGACUCCCCCCUGGCCGGUUCAUCUGUGCAUCCCCCUCACUGUCCAGCCGUGUCCGUGCACAGCUUCUACCCCUCCCACCCUCCUCGACUAACGGGGGGCACUCCCCCCGACGUCCUGGGUCACACCCCUGCCAAGCGGAUCUCCCCAGGACUGACGUGCGUGGUGUGCGGCGAUACCUCGAGUGGGAAGCACUACGGCAUUCUAGCCUGCAACGGAUGCAGCGGAUUCUUCAAAAGAAGCGUCAGGAGGAAACUCAUCUACAGGUGCCAAGCCGGAACGGGAAACUGCGUUGUAGACAAAGCACACAGAAACCAGUGUCAGGCUUGCAGGUUGAAGAAGUGUUUGCAAAUGGGCAUGAAUAAAGAUGCGGUGCAGAACGAGCGUCAGCCCCGGAACACGGCAACAAUCCGACCGGAGAGUCUGUCCGAGAUGGAGUCGGAGCGGUUGCUGCGGGACGGCGUGGCCGCCACCGUGGCGGCGGUCGGCGUUUAUCCUCAGCCGCACCGCGUCCACCACCUGCUGGCGGAUGCCGCCGCACGCACCAAGAUCGAGAGAGAUCACGAGCACAAGGAAGCUCUAGACAGCCACAUGGCAGAGAUGUCCCGCGAGGAGAUGAUGGAGCAGAGACAGGGGAGUAUUCAGAUGGUGGGACCGAGCGGCCCUGCAGUGAGUUACGGGGGUGUAAGCCCGCAGGAAGUGGGGCCCGUCUUCAGCUGCCCGCCCCCUGGACAGGAGACGAUCUACGAAACUUCUGCGAGGCUGCUUUUCAUGGCUGUCAAGUGGGCCAAGAACCUGCCUUCCUUCGCCAACCUUCCUUUCCGAGAUCAGGUGAUUUUGCUGGAGGAAGCUUGGUCUGAACUGUUUCUGCUUUGUGCCAUUCAGUGGUGCAUGCCCCUCGAUUCGAGUCCCCUCUUCACCCCCACAGAACACCUGAACGCGGGACUUCCGAAUGGAAAGGCUGCGCUGACCCUGGCCGACGUGCGCACCUUGCAGGAGACUUUGGCAAGGUUCAAAUCAGUCGGUGUGGAUCCUGCAGAGUUUGCUUGUCUCAAGGCUAUCGCUCUCUUCAAAGCUGAUGCUCGAGGUCUGAAAGACGCUCAUCAAGUUGAAGGUUUACAGGACCAGGCGCAAUUGAUGCUUCAGCAGCAUGUUAAAACUCAGCAUCCUACGCAUCCUUUCCGAUUUGGAAGAUUACUGCUGAUGCUUCCAUCUCUGCGCUAUGUACCAUCGGAUCGUGUGGAGGGGAUGUUUUUUCACCGAACCAUUGGAAACACCUCUAUGGAGAAGCUUCUGUGUGACAUGUUCAAAUGCUGAAUUCAGAAGGGAAGUUUGAAUAUUCGAGUGGCAUUCACUAGACGCACAAAACUUACCUACACGUAGUUUCCAUAUUUACGAAGGCUUCAUCUAGUCGUGUUUUUUUUCAGCUUUUCGAAAUAUAUUUAAUCAUAAAAAUUGUGAAGUGGCCAUCAACAUUUAAAAAGAACUCCGAAGAGAAAACACUGAUUCAACAGCAAGAAAAGUCAUGGCACAAUAAUUGAAAAGUGUUAAUAAAGGGAGAUAAGUAUUUAAAGAUGAUAAGCGGAAGAAUGUACUAAGAUCAAAGAGAAAAGAAACGAAUAUCAUGGUAUAAUUUGACGGCAGAAUAAUAAUAAUUAUAACUUAACCUUUUAAGGAGAUUUAAAUUUGUAGUAGUUUCAAAACUCUAAUAGGAGAAAUAAAAAAAAUUAGUUAAAAGUAUUCCGUAUUGAAAUUUUUAAUAAAUAAAUGAAAUGAAACGGAAUUAAAAAAAAAACAAGUAACUUAAUUUUACAGUAAAUUUAG
Messenger RNA from Argiope bruennichi, 2005 nucleotides. It is a transcript of the gene Hr51, whose product is annotated as photoreceptor-specific nuclear receptor-like. Gene Ontology annotation, biological process: positive regulation of transcription by RNA polymerase II; cell differentiation; anatomical structure development. Bases 44 to 1498 code for a protein of 484 amino acids. Gene Ontology annotation, molecular function: zinc ion binding; nuclear receptor activity; RNA polymerase II cis-regulatory region sequence-specific DNA binding. The transcript has 8 exons. Lineage: Eukaryota; Metazoa; Arthropoda; Arachnida; Araneae; Araneidae. The record is from RefSeq and is a predicted model, not a curated record.